Messenger RNA from Hymenoscyphus albidus, 3602 nucleotides. Lineage: Eukaryota; Fungi; Ascomycota; Leotiomycetes; Helotiales; Helotiaceae. The record is from the annotation of a GenBank genome assembly.
AAUACCCCCAAAAAGUUUUCCCCCUAUGGUCGGAUUUAUACUCGGUCAAAGCGGCACCGUAAGCUUGGCGUAACUGCCGGUAGGCUAGCAGGCUAGUCUUCCCAUUUCUUGUCAAACCCCCGACCGACCCCCCAGCUUAGGAUUUUGAAAGUCAACGUCCUCGUCCACCAGAGCUGACCAAAUCCGCAGUCGGUCCUAGGUCCUAGUUCCCCCCCGGACUUUCUGCCCCCCUCCUCUACCCCCCCAAACCCCCAAAUCCUCAAAUAUUCAAACGGCACCAACCUAUAAGUUUUGCUGUCGUUGCCCGCCUGGUGAUCCUCUCCCAGCUUCGCGCUGCCAAACGCUCUCUGCCCAUCCCGUUACGGCUGUCUGAACCACCCACUUCGUACACACAAGACACCACUUCACCAGGCCGAAGCGUUGUACACCCUUACACCUGCUGCGAUCAAUCAGAUACAAUCGAACCUCGCUGGUACUCUCAAUCUACCCCGAUCUCCAUUACCACCCACCUACGCACACUCCACUUCCGCGUUCUAGCUACGACAAUGACCCAAUGUCAUCUCUCUGCAUCGAGCGCUCUGGUUAACCCCCUCCCCUAAUAAUUCAAUUCCGACCCUCGAUUUUGUCGCCCAGUUGCGAUCUCACACUUGGAAUCUUCUCUUUGGAACACGACAUUCUUUUCGAGCAGCGAUCACACUCGUCUGCAUCAUAUUCCAACAUGGCUACAGCUCCUAUGUCCGCAGAUUCUAGGCUGUCUUUUGCAAAGGUUGGUAACUGGUGCCCUAGCCCCGCCGACCUUGUCACAUUUGGGACUGACAUACUCUCCUACAGGUAGCUGCAUCUGCAGCAAAGGACAAUAUAGCCCCUAGAUCAUUUGCCAAAGUGGCGGCCUCUGGACCGUCCCGCCUUACGAAAAAGGAGAACGUUACAAUGGGAGAUGCGAAUGAGAAGAGACCGGGAGAUGGACUUCCUCAACCCAGUGGAUCUGAGAAGCCACUCUCUGUACGAGCAGAAGGCGAUGCGAAUUCCGACGCCGCACCUGUACCUACGUCGGAGACGAAUCUUGCCAAUGCAAUGAAAUCCUUAAAUGUUGAUGGGGAGCGCAAUUCGCCAAUGCCGAGCCUCGUGGUAAAUGGCUCCGGUACUGCGCCUGUAAUUGCUGGAAAGAGAUCAGAAGCUGGGGAAGGCUUUUCCGAAGACCCUUUCCAACGUACGGAUUCUGGAUCUGAGCUAGGAACGAAACCUCCGAGUUUAGAUGGAAAGAGCAUCACGUCUGGGACUACAUUUGCAUUGGACGAAAAGGAGUCAUUAAGACCUGAUGAUAGUGCAAGCGUCAAAGCUGCAGAGGAUGACGAUACUUUCUCUGGAAGGGGCUCUAUAGUUGCAGGAUCUAGGAUUGGGUCUGAGGCGGCCGGUCGCGCAUAUCGUGCACAAUUCUAUGAAGCACCAGAUAGGCGUAUGCAACCAAUGCCAGAACGUCAAAUACAGGGAAUGACAACACCACAGAGUGGUUCGUCAGGACAGCAAACUACAGAUGAUGGGAAAGUUAUCAAGCCACUCGUUGGCCUAACAGGGGGUCCUGAUGCCUUCAACCUCUUUUAUCGCCAAACACCCGAUGAAAAGCUAUUGGAAGCUCUAGAAUCACCCAAAGAUCGCAUUUUUCUUCUUCGGCUAGAACAAGAUUUGCAAAAAUUUGUUACAGACUCAAAGUAAGAUACGAUAGUUUUGGCCACAAAUCUGAUUCCUUAGCUAACCACAAAUCUAGAGAGCCUUUCAUUGAUCUACCACCAUGCAAUUCGUUUUGCCGGAUGUUAACUCAUAAAUUGGCCGACUACUACCAUAUGACCCACCAAGUUGAUGCGGUAGCCGGUGCAGUCAGAAUUUUCCGCACUCCUUUCUGUAGGUUGCCUCCUCCAUUGACUACGAUAUCAAAUCCUCCUACAACAGGAAAUACGCCACCACCAACUAUUCCAACGAUGAAGAUUAUGCGAAGAGGGGGCGAAGGUGAUACAGGACUCAGCCCUUCCAAGGCUACGUCGGAGACUGGAAGUGAUGGUAAAGACAAGGCUUUGUCAGCUAAAGAAAAGUAAGCAUUCGGCAUCAUACCUUGCGUAUGUUGCACGUUACUGACUAUUAAUAGGCUGUCGAGGGAAGAACGCGAAGCGGCUUAUGCUAGGGCGCGAGAGCGUAUAUUUGGAACAGAUGGAAAGGCUGGAGAUGCCACACCCGGUAAGUAACGGUGUGUCCUCGCUAGACAGUGCCUUUUCUAACUCACCGAAGAAACCGAAGAUGGCAACGAGAUGUCACGAUCUAGCUCUGUUUCCACCAAGGAUAGGUCUGGGCAAGGGAAGAGAACGAAGACCACAAAACAAAGAAGAGACGAUUCCGAGAGCUUCGACGUCAGAUCUCAGUAUACCCCGUUCUUUCCUCAGCCUCAGAUGUCCGCCUGGACCCCAAGUCAGCAUUAUUCACCAAUGGUCCCUCAACCGUUCAAUGGGGCAGGCCAAGGUGUUUACCAAACUCCAAUCCCUCAGCAAUUCUCCGCCCCAGUCCAACAGUUCAAUCCGGCCCCUAUCAACAAUGGCAAUAUGCAAGGAUACAAUACUAUGCAACAGGUAAUGCAUUGUGAUCUCGUUUCGCCAAAGCUUUUACUAACGUUGCGCAGCCAUACCCACAACCCAACCAAGGCAGGUUUCAGCCACAUAGUGCUCCAAUCACAGCGUAUGGGUCUCCAGUUCAAUCUCCUCCAGUCCCUCCUCAAAAAUGGCAACAACCUCAGGCCCAACAGCCAGUCUACCAGCCUUCAUAUCAGCCUCGACCUCCUAUGAACGCUGGCCCUCCAGGCUCCAUUCCAUAUGCCUUUGGUCAACUGCCAACGACCGUAAACCCAGCUGACCCUAAAAGCCAACAUCCAAUUCCUGGAAGCUUCAAUCGACAUGCCUUUAAUCCAAAGACCCAGUCAUUUGUCCCUGGAAAUACCGGGCUUCCUGCAACUCAACCCAUGUCUCAACACGGAUCCCCUCAUCACGGCUCACCACAUCAUGGUUCACCACACCUCUCUUAUAAUGCCUAUACCCCUCCUCAACAAUAUGGUAAUGGAAUGGGCUACAACAUGGCUAGACAGGGCUCAAACAACUCUCUGCCAUCAUAUCAUGCAUCUCCGCACAUGGCUCAUCGACCUAUGAUGCACCAGGGCAUGCAACCAAAUAUUCCUCAAGCUCUACCUCAGGUAAUGCCUCAUGGAAUGAUGCAGGGGAUGCCACCGAAUAUGCCUCAGGGAAUGCCACCACAGGGUAUUCAAGGAGGGCAACAAAAUGGACAGGUAGGACAUCACUUACCCAACUACGGCAACUCCUCGACGCUUCCUCCGAAGCCUCAGACUGGAGUUUAAUGGGUUAUGGUUAUGUGGUCAGCAAACAAGAUUGGCGUAUAUGGGUAUGGUAGCAUUGUGAUGGAGUUGGUGGAAAUUGCGAAGCAUCAAGGUGCGCAGGGUUUAUAACAAACAUUGAAAGCUGAUAGACCGUGAAUACUACAAGUACCAAAAAAUCGGAAGUAUCUUGUAUCUCUCAUUCAUGAAGAAGAAGAAGAGGUUUCAUUCGUUG